This is a messenger RNA of Oppia nitens, 708 nucleotides long. RefSeq names its product pseudouridine-5'-phosphatase-like. The record is from RefSeq and is a predicted model, not a curated record. Bases 1 to 708 code for a protein of 235 amino acids. The transcript has 2 exons. Gene Ontology annotation, molecular function: phosphatase activity. Lineage: Eukaryota; Metazoa; Arthropoda; Arachnida; Sarcoptiformes; Oppiidae.
AUGGCACCUACCAUAAUAACUCAUGUCAUAUUUGAUAUGUUGGGCACACUGGUCAACACUAACGACUGUAUUUUGGACGCCUUCAAACAAUAUGCCCAACAUUUUUAUAUAAACUUACCGGAUAAUUAUAUGAAAAAUAUUUUAGAAGCUGAUGGUGCAAAUAAAAUGUUUGACGAUUUUUUCGAUUACAUUAAACUCCCGGAGCCGGCAAUGAAUAGAAGGUCGGAGAAGAUUAAGUUGACAAAAGCUAUUGUCGGACACAAUCAUCAAUUGAUGCCCGGAGUUAAACGAUUUGUUGAACACUUGUACAGUAAUAAUAUACAUAUGGCUAUCGCCACCUCAAGGGACAGUAAGAUGUUUGACUAUCUGUCCAAACAGGUAAACGGUUUUCUAGACGCCGGCAAACUGUUUGAACACGUUGUUUGCGGUGCUACUGAUCCCGAAGUGGUCAACAAUAAACCGGCGCCUGAUAUCUAUCACGUUUGUUGUCAGAGAUUUAGUGAACCGCCCGAUAGUAUGCAAAAUGUGUUGAUUGUUGAAGACUCUCGUAAAGGUAUUACCGGCGCUCUGAUGACUGGUUCGAAAACAUUGCUAAUAAACAAUGGAUUGUAUGAAUACUUUGAUGAUAUUAGUGAUAAAAUAACACUGAUUUCCGAUUCAUACCUAAGUGUUAGACUAGACGUCUUAGGAAUACCUAAUUAUGAUUAA